UUGACGUUUCUUUUCAUUCUUCAAUGGCGACGAGAUUUUUGUAAAUGUACUGAACGUUCGUAACAUAUACAUUUAAUUAUAUGACUUCAUUGGUACAAUAUAUAAAUUAAAAUGGAACUAAGCCGCACAACAUUAGGUUUCGCAGCUGGAAUAGCUGGUACCCUCUUCUUAGGGUAUUGUGUGUAUUUUGAUCAACAACGUCGUAAAGACCCGCUGUACAAAAAAAAAUUGAAGGAGCGUAGGCAAAAGGCACAACAAAAUUCAAGCAGAUCAGCACGCACAAUGGGUGGACCUUUGCCUGAUAUGAAUGAUCAUGAAGCCAUGCAGAGAUUCUUCCUGCAACAGAUCCAACUGGGAGAAGAAUUGUUGGCAGCUGGUGAUCUAGAGACUGGUGUGGAGCAUCUAGGACAGGCGGUGGCUGUAUGUGGACAGACACAACAAUUACUAAGUGUGCUUCAACAAACAAUGCCACCACACAUAUUCCACCUACUCCUCAAGAAGUUGCCAGAGAUAUCUGACCGCCUUCGCUCUUCAAUGAGAGGUGCAACCUUACAAGAAGAGGACGUUGAAUAAAUUAGUGGUGACAUGGUACAGGAACAUAUGGUAUGCUGGACAAAGUAAUUCUGAAAUACUAAUAUUUUUGACAACUUCCUACAAAAUUGUUCAUG
Pieris rapae (cabbage white) is the source of this 668-nucleotide messenger RNA. RefSeq names its product mitochondrial import receptor subunit TOM20 homolog. Gene Ontology annotation, cellular component: mitochondrial outer membrane; mitochondrial outer membrane translocase complex. Gene Ontology annotation, biological process: protein targeting; protein import into mitochondrial matrix; tRNA import into mitochondrion. The record is from RefSeq and is a predicted model, not a curated record. Bases 112 to 573 code for a protein of 153 amino acids. NCBI's taxonomy places the organism in Eukaryota, Metazoa, Arthropoda, Insecta, Lepidoptera, Pieridae. Gene Ontology annotation, molecular function: transmembrane protein transporter activity. The transcript has 4 exons.